UAUCCUUAUCCCUAUAUUCACAUCGAACCGGACACCUUUUGGGCCCAAUGUAGACUAAUGUAAUGCCUUAAAAAAUUGUGACAAUCAAACGGCAACGUUUUAGGCAGAGGGGCAGCGGACCAAAUUUAACAGUCACACCACGCGUGGUCAACCUCCGCCUUUUACCCAUUUCCCAGCUCAGAACCUCCGAAAUCAGAAACUCCUUUCGUAUUUUCUCCUCUGAAGGGCGUUGCGUUUGCGUCACUGCGCCACUGAACUCUGACCAGUUAACAGUACCAGUUUUACACGUUUUGUACGAAGAAGAUUGCGAAAAUAUAAUAAACAUGAGUCGCAAGAGAGACAAACCCUACUUCUCGCGCCAAGACCGUGCUCCCAUCACGAAACGGCGUCGUCCUUUGCCUCCUCAGCUACCAGUAGAAGAUGUGGACGACAAGCCAACGGAGAAGAAACCUCCGCCGCCAGCUGUGGUGGUUAUGGGUCUGUCGACGGACUGCUCGGUUCUUGACCUGAAGUCGAGGUUCGAGAUCUACGGUUCAAUCUCUCGUAUCCGCAUCAAUCGUGAUGGCGUCGGUUACAUAACGUACCGGUCCAAGGAGUCGGCGGAAGCUGCCAUUGCUGCUGCUCUUGAUGCCUCCUUUGGAAUAAGCAUUAAUUCCAAAAAGGUACAGGUGCUUUGGGCAACGGAUCCGCUUGCGCAAUGGAGGGAAGGAGUUGGCGGUGGAAGUAACAAGGAAAUUGGGUCAUCCUCCAAGCUUCUGCAAGCUGAGAUACCCUUACGCAGACAUGGCAGAGGUAAUAAGCUGGCUUCAGCUAUAGUGAAACCCAAAAGCAGUAGUGAGAGUGCUGCUGUGUUGGAUGUGCCUUUGAAAGGCAGGGAGAUAGUUGCUUAUGAUGAUAUUCUUUAGCAUUAUUGGUUAGCUUCUUCUGAGUCGAUAAUGGUGGAAAACGAAGAAGGCAAAGCAGGAGGAAAACAAGAAAAAGAAGAAGAAAACAAAGAAUUGCAUCAACGAGUAUGGAGUUGGGGAGCAGGAACUGACGGGCAAUUGGGCACAGGCAAGCUCGAGGACGAGCUUCUCCCCCAACUCCUUCACUUUCCUUCUCUUUCCUCCGCUGGACCUAUCUCCAAGCUUGCCUGCGGCGGCGCUCACGUUAUUGCCUUGAACGCUGGUACUUACCCGCAGUUCCGCCUUAUAUUUGUGUUUGUUACAAUAGUCUUUAUGUUCGAUGUUUGAUCUCAUCAGUUUGCAGGGGGGAAAGUACUGUCAUGGGGCAGAGGAACAUCUGGUCAGCUGGGGCAUGGAGAUAUUCUCAGUAGCUUAUAUCCAAAGCCUGUGAAUUUUUUAGAUGGUUAUGUUAUCACUCACGUUUCUGCUGGUUGGAGCCAUUCUGGAUUUGUUUCAGACACAGGAUGCCUUUUUACUUGUGGGGAUGGCUCAUUUGGUCAGCUUGGCCAUGGGGACUAUAACUCACAUACUGCUCCUGUUAAAGUUUCAUACUUUGCUAAUAGACAUGUUGAGCAGAUAGCAUGUGGCAUGCGCCAUUCACUUGUACUGUUGAAAGAUUGUGUAGGAAACCAAGUUUAUGGUUUUGGCUCUGGAAAGCGUGGUCAAUUGGGUAUCUCUAAAGAUAAGAUUAAAUCGGUCAAUCUUCCCCAACUUACCUGUGGAUUUGAACACAUUGAAAUCAUUAGCAUAAAUGCAAAUGGAGACCACAGCGCUGCUUUUACUGCUGAUGGUCAUCUUUUUGUUUGGGGAAGAGGAUUUCCUGGAAAUUCUGAUAUUAGUACUCCACAAUGUUUGGUUUCAUCUUUGCGAUUGAUCAAAGUUGCUCUUGGAUGGAAUCAUGCUUUAACAUUGACUGCUGAUGGUGAAGUCUUUAUCCUUGGAGGUGAUCGACAUGGGGCGCUUAGCAAUCUUGAGAAAAUGAGCACGGCAAAGUUGUUAACUGAUUCAACAUGCAAUGUUUUCGAUAGAGUCUCAAGUCUUGACGGGGUGAAAGUUGUGGAGAUUGCAGCUGGCGCCGAGCAUUCUGCAUUUUUGACAGUGGAUGGAGUAAUAAAGACAUGGGGAUGGGGUGAGCAUGGUCAACUUGGCUUGGGGAACACAAAUGAUCACACCAACCCUCAAACAGUCAAUCUAGGCCUUGAAGGUCAGAACCAAGAAGUCCUCUUCAAAGUUUAUUGUGGCAGCGGUUUUACAUUUGUUACAAGUGUAACUUAACUGUGAUUGGAUGUAGUGAAAAUAUGUCUCAAAACUAUGAUUGGAAGUAGUAAAAAAAUGGCUCAAGUGAGUCUAGUAUGUAACAUUUUUUUUUUUUUUUCUGAAUGGAUAUAUAACAUUAAUUAAUAACUUUAUAGAGGAUUAUUGGCAAGUUUUAAUGCCA
Jatropha curcas is the source of this 2382-nucleotide messenger RNA. Lineage: Eukaryota; Viridiplantae; Streptophyta; Magnoliopsida; Malpighiales; Euphorbiaceae. The record is from RefSeq and is a predicted model, not a curated record.